AUGGAGAACUAUCAGAUUGGUGGUAUCGGAGUUGAAGUUGAGAUUGAUGAGUCCAAGUUUGGGAAGCGGAAGUACCAUCGAGGACAUAGAGUCGAUGGUGUUUGGGUGUUUGGUGGCGUCGAAAGAACACCAGAGCGUAAGUGCUUCCUUGUAGCUGUUGAGGACCGCAAGAAGCCUACUUUGGAGGCUUUAAUCAAGGAGUUCAUUCUCCCUGGUUCUAUUAUCAUCAGUGACAAGUUCCCAUCUUACGAGGAUCUCGAAGGAACAGAGGACUUCUGGUACCAGCACGAAGUUGUGAACCACUCGGAGAAUUACAAAGAUCCCAUUACAGGUGCCUGCACGAACACUAUUGAAGGCACCUGGAAUGGUGUCAAGAAGCUUGUUCCCACCAGGAAGCGAACAGAAGAAGGGAUAAUCCGUGCCUGGGGAUUGGUCAUUUUGACAUUUAUUGAACCUCCCCGAUGGUGUUCGAUUGGUGAAGAAGACGAUGCCAACAACUGUCAAGUGCUGUUCGAUUUAGAAGGACCACCCGCCAUUAGCAGUGACAACAACGACGACAACACAACUACCCUAGGAGCCGUGGAUGAAUCCGUUACGGCCGAUUAUUACCCCAGUUCCGGUUCUCUAUUACUGACGACGGCACAAUCCCAAUUUUUGGAAUUGGUGUUUGUAUCGUUCAUUUCUCUGGUCAUGCUCUUUCGAGUGGGACGAGAUGGAUGUUCCAUUGUUCGAUACUUUCGAAAAGGACCGGCACUGUUGCUUCGCUCCCUUCAGAUUAUCGCCAUUGCGGCCAUUUACUUGGGAUUGGGAACUGGGUACACUUUUUUUCAACCAAUUGCCAGAUUGUUGCUCCUGGGAACAUUGCUACGAAGUUUGCAUAUGGAGGUUGCCAAUACACUUCUUGUGCUUCCCCAAGUACUCAACAUUUGCGCCAUGCUGGCAAUUUACGUGUUCUUUUGGGCAUUCAUGGGGACAGUCCUCUUUUACGAAACCGAUCAAGGCGUGGCGGGGUUUUCCACCUUUGUCGAAUCUCUAUGGACGCUUUGGAUUUGUAUCACGACCGCCAACUACCCAGACGUUAUGAUGCCCUCCUACAACCAAAAUCGACUCUCGGGACCCUACUUUGUCAUCUUUAUGAUUGUCACCUUUUUCUUCUUUAUGAAUCUCAUCUUGUCAUCCAUUGUCAACACAUAUGAUGAUAUCAUGAGUGAGCGCAAAAAGGAACGAAAAGCCCGGGAAGAUGCCAAACUCUCCGAAGCCUUUCAACUCAUGGACCAAAGCAAAACCAUUGACCGAGACACCGUCAUGACACUGUUCCGUAUCUUGAACAAGGACUUUCCAGAGUUUCGACACAUUUCGUCGCGGGAUGCCAAACUCUUGUUUGCCGUGCUAGACCGUGAUGGGUCGGCCAAGAUUAGUCAGCACGAGUUUUUAGAUUUUGGAAGUAUCAUGCUCUUGGAGUUCUUUCACGAAGAAGAAUUCGCAACAUCGAUUCAGCUUUAUUUUCCCAAACUCUACAAUUCGGAGAGGUAUCAGAACUUUCUGACAGUUGUCAAGUCGGAACAGUUUGAAACUGCAAUUGAUAUCAUUCUGGUGAUGAAUGCCGUUGUGGUUGUGAUCCAAUCUUGGCCCCUCCUGAUUGGAGAUGCAGUGACCCAAAACGAAGAUUUCUUGGAUGGAACCAUCGACACUGUCUGGGAACUUAUUGAAGCCAUCUUCACAGCGAUCUACUGUGUGGAAGCCAUUCUUAAAAUCGUCGCAAUGGGGUGGAACAACUACAUUGAAAAGGCAAAAAACGUUUUCGAUUUCAUCAUCACAAUUCUGGCGUUUUUGGCCACCGCCUAUGUCUACUACCCCAAUGACUACAGCGACAGUCGCUUGAUUCGUUACAUUGUAAUGGCUCGAGUGGUGCGAAUUGCUCGGGUUGUGAUCGCCUUCAAGCCUUUCCGAGUGAUUGGUAUCAUUUGGUACGAGGUCAUGCCGUACGCAACAAGCGUGCUGAUCUUGCUCUUCUUCAUCAUGUACGCCUUUGCGUCAUUGGGAGUGGAGCUGUACGGGGGUAUGGUUUCGCGGGAUCCUUCCAAUCCAUACUCGUACUUGAUCCUCAACACCGACUUUUCGGACAAUGAUUACUGGGCCAACAACUUCAAUGAUCUUAUCAGUGCCUUCAAUGUGCUGUUCAACCUUUUGGUGGUGAACAACUGGACAGAGUGUGAGAUUGGCUUUGAAGCAGUCUCUCAGACGAGAUGGGUCAGGUACUACUUUUUCGCCUUUCAUUUCGCCGGUGUUAUUCUGGUCAACAAUCUCGUUGUGGCUUUCUUUAUCAAUGCCUUUUUGGCGCAGGGCAAAAUUCUGGCAAAUCGCAAGGAAGAGCUUGCUCUCGAUAACGGCGAAGCAGUCAUUCAUGGUCGUGAAGCAUCGUUUGAUGCAUCAGAGAUCACGGGCACCCGAACAAGUGUCAGAGGUGGCUUCAUUGCUAGAAUCAGAACAACUCACGCUGAGGAGGACGAACAAGAUCGUUUGCGGCGGCUCUUCACGCAGACAUCCGAAGAAGAUGAGAUCCGAUUCAAACCGCAGGAAGAACACGAGUGGACCAUGCCCUUUGCAAGAAGCUAG
Molecule: messenger RNA, 2616 nt
Organism: Seminavis robusta
Lineage: Eukaryota; Bacillariophyta; Bacillariophyceae; Naviculales; Naviculaceae
Source: the annotation of a GenBank genome assembly